AUGAUGGUGCCAGGAGCACCGGUGGGGACCCUCCCGGCACAUCACUGCUGACCCCCUGGGCUUUCCCUGGCGCUGCUGCUGCUGCUGCUGCUGCCCAUGCCGGGCUCCCGCUGCCCCAUGGCAGCCCCGGCGCCGCUGCACCGUGUGGGUGCCCCUGAGGCCCUCGAGCUCUGAGCGCCGCGCGCCGCCGCACCACCAUGUCCAUGGAGUGGCUGCUGGACUGGAGCUGGUCCCUGGACGGGCUCAGGGAUUUCAUCGCCACCGGCAUCCAGUCCUUCCGGGACUGCGACGCCACGGCCCUGGCCGCCGUCGCCUGCCUGCUGGUGCUCUUCCUGUGGUACUGCUACCACGUGGGGCGGGAGCAGCCCCGCGCCUACGCCACCGUCAACGCCCUGAUGCAGAGCGCCGAGGCCAACGGCGUGCAGAACGGGUUCGUGUUCUGCCACGCGCCCGAGUGCGCGCGCUGCACGCACCACGACGGCCUCAACCAGAAACUCUACCACAACCUGCAGGAGUAUGCCAAGCGCUACUCCUGGUCCGGCAUGGGCAGGAUCCACAAGGGCAUCCGCGAGCAGGGCCGCUACCUCAACAGCCGGCCCUCCAUCCAGAAGCCUGAGGUCUUCUUCCUGCCGGACUUGCCCACCAUGCCCUACUUCUCCCGGGACGCUCAAAAGCACGACGUGGAGUUGCUGGAGCGCAACUUCCAGACCAUCCUGUGCGAGUUUGAGACCCUCUACAAAGCCUUCUCAAACUGCAGCCUCCCGCAAGGAUGGAAAAUGAACAGCACGGCCAGCGGGGAGUGGUUCACCUUCUACCUGGUGAACCAGGGCAUGUGCGUGCCCAGGAACUGCAGGAGAUGCCCACGGACGUACCGCUUGCUCGGGAGCCUUCGCACCUGCAUUGGCAACAACGUCUUUGGGAACGCGUGCAUCUCCGUGCUGAGCCCGGGCACCGUCAUCGCCGAGCACUACGGGCCCACCAACAUCCGCAUCCGCUGCCACCUCGGUCUGAAGACACCCAGUAACUGCGAGCUGGUGGUGGGGGGCGAGCCCCAGUGCUGGGCCGAGGGCCGCUGCCUGCUCUUUGAUGACUCCUUCCUGCACACGGCGUUCCAUGAGGGUCCCCCCGAGGAGGGUCCCCGCGUGAUCUUCAUGGUGGACCUGUGGCACCCCAACGUGGCCGCCGCUGAGCGCCAAGCCCUCGACUUCAUCUUCGCGCCGGGACGAUGAUGGCGCUGGCCGGGGCUGUGGGUUCCAGGGCGGCCGGGCCAGCUCGGCGCCGGCACCAGACGGGAGCUGCCUCCCGGCGCACGGCCUCGGGUCCGGGCUCUUGUAAAUGGAAACUGCGACGUGUCCCCGCGCCCAUCCCUCCCCUCCAUCAUCGGCUUCAGGGAUUCUUUUCGCCUUCCCUCCGUGGUUCAGCUGCAGCACCACUCCCCUGCGUGUUCCGUUGCUACUGUGUUUUGCGGUGUUCAGAAGUAGAGUAACAAAGCCAAGGGUGUUCGUUUGAAUGUGAUGAUGUAAAACUUCUCGUGGCCAUCAACCAAAAACCCAACACACGCACACACAAACCCCAGGACAGCAGCCCAGCCCUGGCCCUGGCUUGGUCACAGUCCCUCCAUGGACGGACAGAUGCUGGGGGCUAUAGGGGUCAUAAUGCAUUCCCCAAGGCAGGGGCUGCUCCGUUGGGGUGGGUGAGGCAGUGCUCUGCCCACAGAGAGCUCCUGCACCAUGAUCCCAAGGGCUCCUGCUUCCUCUUCUUCCUGCUCUUUAAUCUGAACCGAGGGUGUUAUCGGUUACCAAACUCCCUUCCUCUCUUUAUCUGCAACCUUGGGCUGCCACAGCUGGAGCUGGGCAGCCCCUGCGAGGGCAGGAUGCUGUCUGGAAUGUGGCGCAGGGCUUUUGUUUCCCAUAGGCUAAGGCCAGGGAAGAAAGGAGACGAGCUUCCCUCUGCUGCUCCAUCUUCUUUCCUCAAGCCAGGGCAAGUGUACAGAGGCAGCUCACACAGACCUGACAGCAAAGGGAAGGUUUCCAAAGGCAGAGGCCCCAGUGUCCUGCGCACACAACAACCAACACGCUUCUCCCAAAGGCCCCCAGCACCCAGGGUGUGUUUGGGGCUCCCAGGGUACGGAGCUACCAUAGGGUUUAUAACACAGCACCCAUGAAGCACAGCCUGUGAUGCUCACCCCAUCCUGCACCUCUGCUCAGGAGGUGGCUCCAGGGAGCCUGCGGGGAGGGAACGCAGCCCCUUCCCAGCACGGUUUCUGGACAGGUUUUUCAGUGAUUGGAUGCAGGAUAAGGCAGAGAUUUCAGAUACAUCCGAGAUGGUUUUUACACCUGUCCUGUUACAGACUAUCUGACGUGCAUGAUUUCUACACGCAUCGACUGCCCGGUGCCAGACCCUGCGGGAGCCGGUCACUGGCUCAGCGUUCGGCACCAUUCAUACAGUGGUGGAUAAGCAAAGAUUAUCAAUAAACAGUUGUGCUGAAAACA
Pezoporus occidentalis (night parrot) is the source of this 2492-nucleotide messenger RNA. It is a transcript of the gene ASPHD2, whose product is annotated as aspartate beta-hydroxylase domain containing 2. Bases 198 to 1229 code for a protein of 343 amino acids. Lineage: Eukaryota; Metazoa; Chordata; Aves; Psittaciformes; Psittacidae. Gene Ontology annotation, cellular component: membrane. The record is from RefSeq and is a predicted model, not a curated record. The transcript has 3 exons.